AUAUGCCUACGGCAAACCACCUGGAACUAAUCAAGUCAGACACCAAGAUCUGCCGGAAGCGAAGUCGCCAAUGGCGAAGCCGAAGAAAUCCCGGAACUCCGCCCCAGAUCCAUUGGUCGCCGCCCGGCUCCCAUGGCAGCCCUCAGCGCCGCCGCUCGCCACUGCCCUCCUUAUCUCCUUCGCUGCCCUCCUCCUCCGCGCGCUUGUCUCCGUCGGCCCCUACUCGGGUCAGGGCGCAGCACCCAAAUUCGGCGACUACGAGGCUCAGCGGCACUGGAUGGAGCUCACCCUCCACCUCCCCUCCUCCGACUGGUACCGCAACACCUCCGACAACGACCUCGCCCACUGGGGCCUCGACUACCCGCCCCUCUCCGCCUACCAGAGCCGGCUCCACGCUCACCUCAUCAACGCCUCCCUCCCCGACGCUGUCGCCCUCCGAUCCUCUCGCGGGUUCGAGUCCCAGGAAUCGAAGUUGCUUAUGCGGUGGACAGUACUCUCGUCUGAUCUCAUUCUGUUCUUCCCCGCGGCGCUAUGGUUCGUGUGGGCGUACAUGAAGGAUGGGGUUGGCGGUAGUGGGGAGAGGCGUGAGGGGUGGACGUGGCUGCUCGCCAUGGUUCUUCUCAACCCGUGUUUAGUAUUAAUCGACCACGGCCAUUUUCAGUAUAACUGCAUCAGUCUUGGGCUGACACUCGGAGCGAUUGCUGGUAUUCUGUCGAGGAACGAACUUGUUGCUGCUGCUCUCUUCAGUCUUGCAAUUAACCAUAAGCAGAUGAGCAUGUACUUUGCGCCAGCUUUUUUUGGGCAUCUUCUUGGAAAAUGCCUGAAGCGGAAGUAUCCAAUUGUUGAGAUCAUGAAACUUGGUUUUGUUGUACUGGGAACUUUUGCUCUUGUUUGGUGGCCUUAUUUACAUUCUUAUGAGGCUGCCAUGCAGGUGAUCUCUCGAUUGGCUCCGUUUGAGAGAGGUAUAUAUGAGGAUUAUGUUGCAAAUUUCUGGUGUACCACCUCAGUUCUUAUCAAGUGGAAGCGAUUGUACGCAAUAAAGCCGCUGAAACUUAUGAGUCUUUCUGCUACCAUCCUGGCUUUCUUGCCUUCAUUUAUUCAGCAAGUCAAGUCACCAAGUAAUCUUGGCUUCCUCUAUUCUCUGUUGAACAGUUCGUUCUCUUUCUACCUAUUCUCGUACCAAGUGCAUGAGAAAUCAAUUUUGCUUCCUCUUUUACCCGCAAGCCUUUUAGCAUUACACGAACCUCACCUGCAUGGAUGGUUCACGUACUAUGCACUUUUUUCGAUGUACCCGCUUAUCUGCCGUGAUCAGCUUCUUCUACAAUAUAUAUCUGUUCUUGGAUUAUUCGUUCUUAUUUACUACUCACCUGGUGGAAACUAUGGAAAGGGGAUGAAAAUUUCGUCUGGAACAAUGGCAGUUCUGAGCCUGCCAUUGUUAUGCUCGAUCUUACUUCACACUGUGUACCUGCAAAUAGAGCCUCCAAAGAGGUAUCCCUUCCUCUUUGAUGCACUGAUAAUGUUCAUCUGCUUCUCACAGUUUAUUAUUUUGACCCUGUACACAAAUUAUAAGCAAUGGAUGUUGGACUUCCACCCUAGACCUGUAGGUAGCAAGAAGGACCUAUGAUUGGAAAUUUUGACAGCUAAUUUUAUAGAAAAUAGUCAUUGUACCAUUGUAACCUUGAGUGUGUUCCUUCUGUAACGGAAUUGAUUCACUUUUUAUGAAAUGGAUGAAAUCUUUGCAUGUGGAGCAGAUACGAAUCAAUUUUA
Messenger RNA from Triticum aestivum (bread wheat), 1767 nucleotides. RefSeq names its product probable dolichyl pyrophosphate Man9GlcNAc2 alpha-1,3-glucosyltransferase. Gene Ontology annotation, biological process: dolichol-linked oligosaccharide biosynthetic process; protein N-linked glycosylation. The record is from RefSeq and is a predicted model, not a curated record. Gene Ontology annotation, molecular function: dolichyl pyrophosphate Man9GlcNAc2 alpha-1,3-glucosyltransferase activity. Bases 71 to 1624 code for a protein of 517 amino acids. Gene Ontology annotation, cellular component: endoplasmic reticulum membrane. The transcript is spliced from 6 exons. Lineage: Eukaryota; Viridiplantae; Streptophyta; Magnoliopsida; Poales; Poaceae.